AUGCCCCUCCAUUUCCCAAGCAGUACGCUCAAUGGUCACCAUCCUAUUGGCUACCUAAGCACGACCCCACAUGCCCCUCCAUUUUCCAAGCAGUACGCUCAAUGGGAAUUCAAUCAUUUGCGGGGUGAACUUGAGCAAGAAGUAGGAGAUCUAUGGUUCACCAACUGUGCUAUGCACGUCCUAUUAAGUAGUAUGAGUUACAGGGUGGACAAGAUCACAGACAAGACUAGCAAUGUAACAUCCAGUAUCGUCCACGUUCACCAAAGACCUAAAAGCGAACUGCCGAACUAUGCACAGGGUUGUGUUGCCAGUUCGGAGGGUAGCUCAGGACCUGGAUCGAUACUGUAG
Molecule: messenger RNA, 348 nt
Organism: Opisthorchis viverrini
Lineage: Eukaryota; Metazoa; Platyhelminthes; Trematoda; Opisthorchiida; Opisthorchiidae
Exons: 2
Coding region: 1-348 (115 amino acids)
Source: RefSeq, a predicted model, not a curated record